AUCUCCUCUCCAGCCCGUCGGAAGCCGAAGGCUCGUUCCUGCUUCGGGGGUUCGGCGCUGUGGGUGCUGCGGCGUUGCUGGGCUCUCCUCCACUUCGUGUAGCGAAAGCUUUGGUCGUUGCUUAGUUUGUUCUCGCGUUUCUUCAGCGCCUUCCCUUCUAACCUGGCUUUGUACCAGAGGGACUUCUUCGGGGCAGGAGCUGAAGAACUGGCAGGUCCUUGCCCAGCUGCCGACGGCGUUAGGAGAGAGGGAUUGGCUGCUAAGAAGCCGGAGCUGUUUGUGGAAGGAGGAUGAUUUGUCAGUGCCCUGAAAAGCAGUACCGACGAGGGAAGGAUCGCAGUUUUUGCUUUGCUCUUGAAAGUCUUCCUUGAAUGUGCCCUGUCAUGUGGCCCGGAGUGGCUGGAAAGCACCAGGAAUGUGUCAUGAAACGUCUUGUUUGUAAGCAUAUACGUAAGGAAUGCUCUUGGCACACCGUGAUCAGUUACUUUGGCCUAAACAUCGAUUGCCUCUUGUAAAAACCUAAAUGGCAGCUCAGAAAAGGAAGUCUGCGUUAGUAGAGCCGUCUGCUAAACGUCCCAGGCUGGACAAGAACAGCAGACCAUCAUCAGCAAAGAAGGAGAAAGAGGUGUCAGAUGCAAAACAUGUUUCAAAUAAAUCGAACUCUAAUCAGUGUGCAGUGCAGGAGAAAACUGUACUCAGAACCUCUGUCAAAUCAAACAGUGUCAAUGCAAAUGAAUGUGAACUAGGAACACGCAUGACUACAAGGUCGUCGGGAUUCAAUUCAAAUAGUAAAACAGUACCUGACAAAAAGGUCCAACAGCAGCCCAAAUCCACAAAAAGUAAAGAGGUGUGCCAGAAAAAAACUGUGCAAGAAAUUCCUAGGUCAAAAUGCAUAACUGCUCCAGGUGAGCCUGGUGCGAGGAGAUCACAGAGGCUGCAGCAGCUAACACACGUAGAAGAGUCUGCACGAUCCCUUCGCAGCAGAGAAGUUAAAGAAGGAAAAGCUUUGGAUGUGAAACAGAGUAGCCAGGCGAAAAAACCUGCUCACAAUGUUGCACCGAAAGUGCUUAAGCCUGCUGGAGAGAAAGCAGAGCAGAAAAAUACCAAAAUAAAGUCAAACAAUGCAGAAGAUAAAGAAACACAUGUAGAAGUGACCAGCUCUCCGAAAGAGAAGAAGUGUAAGGCAGACAAGAAAAAUGAUAAUUCAAAAAGCCUUCAACGUAGCGUUGAGGACUCGUCGUUAUGUCCUGAUGACGACCUUGAAGGAGUUAAGAAAGACCAAAAAGACCCUGUAUCUCCAAUUCCUAGCAGCACAAAGAAAGUGAAAGUAGAUUCUCUGAAGCCAAAUUCUAAGACAGUAACUAAGGAAAAGCAGCAAGCGCACCAGAACGUAAAAGGCAGUAUCAAGGCAAACAAGGUUUCACAGCCAUCUGUAAGUGAAACAAAAGUAGCUGAUCAACCCGAGAGUGAUGUGAAAUCCAAAAGGGUGAGCAUCCUUGAACUUUGUGAAGAAAUUGCGGGUGAAAUUGAGUCAGAUACAGUCGAGGUGAAAAAAGAUUCCCCUAAUGCUGAGUGUAGUAAAACAGAAGAAGAAAAGCAUGCUGAAGUACAGCUGCAACAAAGUGAAACGCUUACUCAGAAAGAACCUGCUCAAAGUACUCAGUGCAAACGUUUUUUCCCUAGCAAAAAAGGAAUGCCUGUCAAGUGUACUUUGAAUGGUAGAAGUAACUCCUCAAACAAAAACUCUAAAUGGACCAAAAUCAAAUUACUGAAAGCUAAUAACGUGAAGCAGACUAACUUAAAUUCUGUUAAUGCUCCCAAGCUUUCUUUGUUAAAAAAUUUCCCUGAAGUUUCAGAGGCAAGUCAAAUAGCUACAGAAGCACAGCAUUCUAAGGCAGAAGGUCAGCUGCCAGUGACAAGACUGUCUGAGAAUGAAAGUGCAACUUGUGUGCAGGACAAGUCAGACCCUUCAUCUGAAAGAGCUGGAAGUAAAGAAGUGGCGUUAGAAAUGAAACAACCCACGAAAAGAGGUGCGGAAAAUGGUUUGUUGCAUAAUUUGACAAAACAUUUCUCUGAGCCACGACCUGAUGAGAACUUCGAGUUACGUUUGGAAUCAAGUCCAGAAAGCUCUCCAGUCAAGCAUCUUACAACUCCUAAACCAUCAAAACAAUUAAAAAAAGAGCCUGGAGAAUGCAACUCACAAGUUGUAGGUUUGGCUCCAAAGCAGUUGACACACACUUCAUCUACAAAUCAAACUUCUGAAACUGAGAACAGGGCUCCAUUGACAAAUCCUACAUUAACAUCAAAGUGCAGUAACUUGCUGCCAUCCGAGGAGCACAUUCAAAAGCUAAAAGAAGCAGGAAAAGAUGGUGAAAAGCAGCUGAUCAUAGAUGCAGGACAGAAGAGAUUUGGUGCUAUUUCUUGUAAUAUUUGUGGAAUGCUUUAUACUGCAUCAAAUCCAGAGGAUGAAACCCAACACCUGCUCUUUCAUAACCAGUUCAUAAGUGCUGUAAAAUAUGUGGGAUGGAAAAAGGAGAGAAUUUUGGCUGAAUAUCCCGAUGGGAGGAUAAUAAUGGUUCUUCCUGAUGACCCAAAGUAUGCACUUAAAAAGGUUGAAGAAAUUAGAGAAAUGGUAGACAAUGACUUGGGAUUUCAGCAAGCUCCGCUCAUGUGUUACUCGAGAACGAAAACUCUUCUUUUUAUUUCUAAUGACAAAAAAGUAAUUGGCUGUUUAAUUGCAGAACAUAUCCAGUGGGGCUACAGAGUGAUAGAAGAGAAGGUUCCAGAAAUUAGUUCAGAAAAUGAAAAAGUCAUAUUUGAAAGACAGAAAGCGUGGUGCUGCUCAACCUCCCCAGAGCCUGCUAUCUGUGGCAUCAGUCGGAUAUGGGUGUUCAGCAUGAUGCGUCGGAAGAAGAUUGCUUCCCGGAUGAUAGAGUGUCUGAGGAGCAACUUCAUCUAUGGCUCCUAUUUAAGUAAAGAAGAAAUUGCGUUCUCAGACCCCACUCCCGAUGGCAAACUCUUUGCGACGCAGUACUGCGGCACCGGCCAGUUCCUGGUGUACAACUUCCUCAACGGGCAGCAGCAGGCUUAGCUGCCCCUGAAGAACUCCAUUGUAGGGGGAGACUUCUGCCAAACGGACGGAAUGGGUGCAGACCUUAUGCAGAAGCCAGGGCCAUUUUUCUUACCGUGAACUCAGGACUGGUAACAACCAAAAGGUUGUACUAUUUUAUUAAAAUUGUAAACAAUGCAGUAAUAGGCUAACUUUGUUUUUGUAAAAGAAAGAUAUUUUAUUAACUUUUACAAAAGUUUGAUUGUAUUUUAUCUAGUUAGUCAUGUUUACAUGCAGCAGAAAAUUGUUCAUAGUGGACUGUAAACUAAUGCAAAGACUAUAGUCUCACUGAUGAGUACUGCUGAAGUUCUUAACGUGGUGAUAUACCAGUGCUGGGCGGAGCUGGGAGCCCCUCUCUCCCUGCCAGGUGAGGCAGCUGCAGGCUGCCUGCUUGGCAGAGCUCCCAGCCCUGCCCUGUGCCGGCGGAGCCAGGAGCACCUGCACAGCUGUGCUGGGCAGAGACCCUGUGGCUGCUGGUGAGCGUUGGGAGCACCUUUCUGCUGCCAGUGGGCCAGCCUGGCACCGAACCGUACCUAAUGGCUUUCUGGCCCAGGGCAGGCGUAGAGUAAAAGGGGGAGUGCGAAUGGCAGGGAGCGGUGUGCAAUUCGUGUUCCCUCAAGCACUGUACUGAGUAUAUGCCUUUGUUAGUGGACUUCACUUUGGUACUUGUCACUCCUUCAUAAAGCUCUCCUCUUUUAAAGGGUUUGUAUGUUGAAAAACUGCUGUGGCCUUUCUUGAUCUGUACAUAAUGUAGAUAGAUGAAAAAUAAAAUUCUUGAUAGCUUUUUCUAAAGUUACUCUA
Messenger RNA from Tympanuchus pallidicinctus (lesser prairie-chicken), 3910 nucleotides. RefSeq names its product establishment of sister chromatid cohesion N-acetyltransferase 1 (gene ESCO1). Gene Ontology annotation, molecular function: protein-lysine-acetyltransferase activity. The record is from RefSeq and is a predicted model, not a curated record. Gene Ontology annotation, biological process: mitotic sister chromatid cohesion. NCBI's taxonomy places the organism in Eukaryota, Metazoa, Chordata, Aves, Galliformes, Phasianidae. Gene Ontology annotation, cellular component: nucleus; chromatin. The coding region runs from base 524 to 3091 and encodes 855 amino acids. The transcript is spliced from 12 exons.